Dacryopinax primogenitus is the source of this 990-nucleotide messenger RNA. RefSeq lists its product as uncharacterized. NCBI's taxonomy places the organism in Eukaryota, Fungi, Basidiomycota, Dacrymycetes, Dacrymycetales, Dacrymycetaceae. Gene Ontology annotation, molecular function: DNA binding. Gene Ontology annotation, cellular component: nucleosome. Gene Ontology annotation, biological process: nucleosome assembly. The record is from RefSeq and is a predicted model, not a curated record. The transcript has 4 exons. Bases 1 to 990 code for a protein of 329 amino acids.
AUGGACGACGCCUCUUCUUCUCUAUUUCACCAAUUACAACUGGGAAACAGCACAAAUUGGGGCAUUCAAUAUGGUGGCUUCCCGAACCCAAACCCACCCCUAGCCGCUCCCGUACCAGCUGCCAACAAUCUAUCCACAUUUCACGACCCCAUACUAGACUUCACACAGACCACCUCCCGUCCGUCCAUCGUCGAGCUCAAACGCCGUUACCUAUCCCAGCUCCCCCCAUCUCGUCUCGUUAGCACAAUCCUCGACCUCGAGCUGCGUGGGUUACGACAUGAUCCGUCUUUCGGCGCACACAUGUGGCCGCCAGAUCUCGAGGCUGCCGUACGAGAUAUGGAAUCUGAGGGUACUGCAAAGCCCGACACUCGUCCUUACAGCCGGAUGGUGGGGAUUGCGCAAAAAGCCCCUCCACCGAGGAUAAUAGGGCAUGAGGGAGACAGAGAGACAUUCCAUGCUGGGAGCAAUGGACUGCCGAACUAUGAGGAGAUGAUCAUCGAGGCGUUGAUCGAGAUCGGUGACGAGGAUGGGCUGCAGCCGAAAGUCAUCUUCGAUUGGAUCGCAGAACGGUAUCCGAUCAACAGCAACUUUCGGCCCUCGGCGCAUCAAGCGAUCCAAAAGAGCCAUAAGCGCGGUCGGCUCGAAAAGACUGGGAACAAGUAUCGCCUCAACCCGGACUGGGACGGUAGCCAAAUUCUCACCAAGAAGCCCACUCGGCGACCGAAGGCUGCCCCAGAUCCCUCUGUCGCCCCUCAACUACCUUCCGCUCCUGCCCCUCCGCCCCUUCCCAUGGCAACCUCGAUGUCCAUCGAAGCCGCGCUCUCCAUGCUCGUCAACAGCACCACCCUUCCCGGAGAUCAACCAACACCGCCAUCGCUGCCGACGCCGACAUAUACACCGCGGACGGAAGUUAGACAGAGCCUGAACAGCUUGGCUCAACAGUUUGCGGCGAGAAGUCGGAGAGUAAGGAUGGAUCAUGUGCCAGUAUAA